AUGUUCACCUCUGGGGAAAACGCAACCCAUUCGCCAGGUGAUAAGAGCAAGGAUGAUCAAGGAGCUCGGUCGGCUACAAUUUCAACUUCUGAUUCGGCUCAUGCGAAUCGGGACAUCAUUACUACGCUUUUAUCGGAUGGUUUCCGUCUUGCUGUUCUCCACGCUGCCGGGGACAAAGGUCCAUUGUAUCCCAUACAUGUGGGCUUGGAGUCAUACAAGGACACGCACUUCCCUGACUAUGAUGCCAUCUCGUACACAUGGGGCGAUGAGAAUGGCAACUCCGAAUGUUGUCAUCCAAUUUACGUGGGCGGCCACUGGGACAUCAUAUUUCAAACCAGAAACUGUUGCGAUAUGCUCAUAUAUUUACGACCAUCUCGUGGUUUGAAGCUGAUUUGGGUCGACGCGAUCUGCAUCGACCAGAAUAGUACAGACGAGAGAGCUACGCAAGUGGCCGAAAUGGGCCAGAUCUACGCGGCGUAA
Molecule: messenger RNA, 480 nt
Organism: Colletotrichum paranaense
Lineage: Eukaryota; Fungi; Ascomycota; Sordariomycetes; Glomerellales; Glomerellaceae
Exons: 2
Coding region: 1-480 (159 amino acids)
Source: RefSeq, a predicted model, not a curated record